AUGCCGUCAGAAACCCAAGAUACACCCGGCAUAGCCGCUCUCCCUCCAGCGAAACUGGCCGAUGCACCCCGACGAUGCUUCAUCUGCUUGACCGACGAAGAUCCCUCAGAUCCCCCGGGGUCAUGGGUGGACCCCUGCGGAUGCACCCUCGAAGCCCACCAGGACUGCAUGCUCUCAUGGGUAACGGAUUGUGAACGCUCCAACAAACCUCUCCAGUGCCCAGUAUGUAAAGAUCGGAUUCAGCUGGAAGGACUGUGGGAUCCUAUCGUUGUCAUGACGGAUGCUGUCGCAAAUAAGUUCACUCGCGCGAGUCCUUUCAUGUUGCUCUCCUCUGUCACACUUGGAGUGCAGUUCAGUCUCCAGAUGUAUGGCGCAUUCGCCAUGUGGGCUUUCUCAGGCCGCGAGGCUCUAGUUGACUAUGUACUUGGUCAUGAGAUCUGGGUCCACGGGGAGGCGUCCCGAAUUUUGAUGUCUGGGGGUGAAAGGCUAGGCAAUGCACUGGUUUUAACCAACGUGGGACCGGCUCUGCUGGUCGGACAGCUUAUGCCAUGGUUUGGAAACAAGAUCUUCUUGUCCACCGCUUCACUGUAUGGCGUUUAUCAAGUCAUGCAUGACGACACUUUCUUGACCUGGCCUCCUUCACCCCAACUCGCGAUGGCAGUGUUUCCUUACGUGCGGUCUGCCUACCUCAACCUUUGGCGCGAAUUUGUCUUUCCUUAUGAAGUCAACCUCAAUCGACAAAUCAUGGGGCUUCCUCCAGUCGAACCUCGACGAGAUCAGCGUCCUGCCAAUGAGCGACAACCCGAACAGCGGAACGGAGAAGGCGGUGUUGUGGGUUUUCUUAAUGGGCUUAUUGAAGCUCUCGAAGGCGAUGACAUCGACGAGGAUGGUCAGGAUGAUGCUGGCGCCGGCGGUCAAAACGCGGAUGGUGAGCAGGGCGGAGGAGUUGUUAUCGAACUGGUCAUCGAGGAGGUUGAUCGAGAUGACCAAGAAGACCUUGAUGUUAGGCCAGCAGGACAAAACGAAAUGGCUCCACAGGGACCUGUCGACGAUGUGCCUGCAGCAGACGAGCCUCAUAACCCAGCCCGUGUUCCCGAGGAACCAGCCCAGGAUGCAGAUGCCGUCCCAGCAGUUGUACCCGAUGCAGGAAAUGGAGAUCAAGCUGCUCAACAAAACCAACAUGAAGCUCCCCAAGCGCCGCCCGCCCGCCGACCCGGUUUAGGAACGAUUCUAUCCGGGGUCUCCAAUGCCAUAGUAAGCGCACUGAUCCUUCCUGGUGUGUCAUUUGCCAUGGGUGAGCUUUUACGUCUAGCCCUCCCUAAGCAAUGGACUGCUUCGUCUUCCUUUCCACGGGGAAGCACUAUGCGUCCGGGACUGCUCCAGCAACAGUGGGGGCGAAGUCUCGUCGGCGGGUGCCUCUACGUGGUGCUCAAAGAUUUUCUUAGACUGUAUACCAAGUACCGGAAGGUAGCUGCUAUAGGUAAUAGGAAGGUCAAGAACGUUGACAGAGCCAGACGACGAUCUGGGAAGUGA
Molecule: messenger RNA, 1533 nt
Organism: Fusarium subglutinans
Lineage: Eukaryota; Fungi; Ascomycota; Sordariomycetes; Hypocreales; Nectriaceae
Product: zinc finger RING-CH-type
Exons: 2
Coding region: 1-1533 (510 amino acids)
Molecular function (GO): zinc ion binding
Source: RefSeq, a predicted model, not a curated record